This is a messenger RNA of Lodderomyces jiufengensis, 1578 nucleotides long. It is a transcript of the gene PUT1, whose product is annotated as proline dehydrogenase. Bases 1 to 1578 code for a protein of 525 amino acids. Lineage: Eukaryota; Fungi; Ascomycota; Pichiomycetes; Serinales; Debaryomycetaceae. Gene Ontology annotation, cellular component: mitochondrion. The transcript has a single exon. Gene Ontology annotation, molecular function: proline dehydrogenase activity; FAD binding. The record is from RefSeq and is a predicted model, not a curated record.
AUGUCAAACAAGUUUAUACCGAUAAUUAAAAACUACAAUUAUACAAAUACUUUAAUAACUAGAACAAGAUCAAACAACAGAUCAUUACUAAACAGUUAUAGAUCAUCAUUGAUUUUAAAUAAAAGAUUAUUCCAUGAUUCACCAAACACUCAAUCAACAGUUACUCGUCAACAUCAACAUCAACAACAACAACAUGAAAUUGAAAAAGUGAUUGACCAAUCAACUUUAAAAAUUAAUCAAGAUCCAUAUCAAUUAGAAACUCAAUCAUUAAAUACUACCAUAUCACCAAUUUCAUCAAUUCCAACAAUUCCUAAUCCAAAUGAAUACCUUAAAGCUUUUAACAAUAAAGAAUUAUUAUCAUUUUUUAUGAUUGGAUUAUGUACUUUAAAUAAACCAAUAUUACAAUUAUGUAUAAAAUUAUUUCCCUACGUUCCAAUGUUUAUUAUAAAAUCAUUAGUUUAUAGAAUUUAUUGUGGUGGUGAAACUAUAGAAGAAGUGAAAAACACUGGAUUAAGAUUACAACAAAGAGGGAUAAAUAAUAUGAUGAUUUCAUUAACUAUUGAAGCUUGUGAAGGUAAUGAAAGAAUUGAUCCUCAAUAUAUUAUUGAUGAAACUAAUAAAUCAAUUGAAGGUAUUUUGGUUCCACAUACUGUUAAAAUGAUUGAAACUUCAGGAUUGGGAAUUAAUGAUAUACCUUCAGGUUAUGUUGCUUUAAAACCAACUGGAUUUAUAGAAGAUGCAGCAAAUGUUUUAAAAAAUUAUAAUAAUGGCGAAGAAUCAAGAUUUGAAGAUUUAGUUUCCAAGAUAACAAAAGUUUGUUCAACGAUAUAUGAUUCUAACAUCAAGUUAUCUAAAAAAUAUCCAGAAAGAGUUGCACCUUUUGUAGUUGCAGUAAUAGAUGCUGAAAAAUAUGAUUUACAAGAAGGUGUUUAUGAAUUACAAAGAAGAUUAUACAAAAAAUUCAAUAAAAUUGGUAAACCAAUAUCAGUAGUAGGUACUUUACAAAUGUAUUUAUCCAACAGUUCCAAUUUAUUAGAAUAUGAAGAAAAAUUAGCAUCAAAAAAUGGUUAUAGAUUAGGUUUAAAAUUAGUAAGAGGUGCUUAUUUACAUAGUGAAAAAAAUAGAGAUUUGGUAAUCCAUAAAACAAAACAAGAUACUGAUAAUAAUUAUAAUAUGGGAAUAACUUAUUGUAUAAAUCAAAUAUUAAAUCAACACAAACCGGAAUCAUCAACUAUAGGUCAUUUAGUAGUAGCAUCACAUAAUUCAGAUUCAUUAAAAUUAUCAUCUUCGAAAACUUACAAUCAACAAAACUCCAAAAACCCAAACAAAAAUAAUAUUGUAUUAGGUCAAUUAUUAGGUAUGGCAGAUUCAAUAACCUAUGAUUUAAUUGAAAAAAACAAAAUUGGUAAUGUUAUAAAAUAUGUUGCUUGGGGUCCUCCAUUAGAAACUAAAGAAUACUUGUUGAGAAGAUUAGAAGAAAAUGGUGAUGCUGUUAAAAAUGAUAAUGGUUGGCCAUUAGUUAAAGCUUCUUUUUUCACAUUAAUUAAUAGAUUGGGUUUUAGUGGUAAAAAAAAUUGA